AUGGAGAAUUUGGAUAGCUUAGGAGAAGUUUCAAAAUGGGCAGAUGUAAACAGAGACAUUCUUGAACUUAUCUUCAAUAAGCUCGACUUGAUGGACAUUACCAUGGGAGCUUCACGUGUAUGCAUCUCUUGGUUCCUUGCCUCUAACAAAAGUACUUUGUGGAACACGGUCGACCUCACCAAGCUUCAAGAAUUAGAUAUCUCCAACAGUUUUGUCUUUAAGAGUAAAGUACGACCAAUCUUCUAUUACAAGCACCCGGUUGACGACGAUGAAGGCCUUUCUAAUAAUCUUUUGACUAAGAUCAUCUCCCGGUUCUUUCAUGACUAUUUUGAAGUACAAGGCGGCAUAAGUCUCAUGAAUCUAUUGAUUGAGAUCAGCAAGUUGAGCUGCAUGACCCCGAAGAAUUUGUUCUUUAACUUCAAUUCCUAUUUACAAGAAAAUGGUCUCAAGUUCGCUGCUGAGAAGAUGCCAAAUAUAGAGAAACUUGCUUUACCAAUCUGGUGCUAUCAAACCAAGAAUUCAUUGCGGUUUGCUUUCAGUCAAUGAAAGAAUCUUAAAACACUGAUCAUCGCUCAUGAACACUCUUUCACCGGGACAUUUGAGUUUCAGGCUGUGGGAGAGAGUUGUAGUAACCUAACCAACUUAAAAUAUUUGGGUCAUUUGGAAGAUUACAAGGCCAUUGAAAUGGUGCGUUACCUCCAUAGCCUCAAGAGGUUGAGUUUACGGUGCUCUUUGGUUAGUAACCUAGCAGUUUACCGCUUAAUCAUCGGCCUUCGAAACCUCACGAUUCUUAAUGUUUACAAACUCCCGCAUGAUUUGCUUCCUAUGGUGAAAUCUAUAGACGGUUAUGUUAUAACGACCGCCACUCAAAAGCUUGAAAAAUUUAUCAGAUGUUCUCAAGAUUGUAGGAUUUGCAAAGAUCGAUGUCCCUACUCCUGGUCGUAUCUCGCUGAGGAUUGGCCUAAAGAUGAGAUAAAGGAACUUGAAUUCUGAAAUUUCUGAGAAGUAGUGUUUUGUUCUCACUACUGAAUUGAGAAGCUGGUGGUUUAGUGCUUUUUUUUUUUUUCCUUUAAUUGAAUUUGAAAUUUGUUACUCAACGCCAUUUAUACAUGAUGA
Molecule: messenger RNA, 1116 nt
Organism: Arabidopsis lyrata subsp. lyrata
Lineage: Eukaryota; Viridiplantae; Streptophyta; Magnoliopsida; Brassicales; Brassicaceae
Product: putative F-box protein At4g11580
Molecular function (GO): protein binding
Source: RefSeq, a predicted model, not a curated record